ACUAAAUAAACACGUGAGGCGCUAAACGCCGUCGUACUUUCUCCAACAAUUCGCGUCGGUUCUUGAUAAAACCAUACAUUCUUGAUUCUUGAUCCUUCCGUUCUGUUGUUGUGUUGUAGAUUGUGCAGCAAGAAAGAAAAAUGGGAUGGGUUUGGAGAGACGAAGACGAACCUAACGACUCAAAUUCCUUUGACAUGGCGGAAUUCCAAGACCCUAACGCUAAUCGCAGCUCCUAUUCACUCGAUGGUUGUUCAACGAGGAAGAUUGUGCAGUCCAAAUGCAACACCGAGGAAGUUGAGCCUGGUAAAUUCAUUAGAAAGUGCGAGAAAACUGAGCAGAUUCUUAGGGAUUGCGUCGGCAAACCUACUGAGAUUGUGCAAUCAAACAAAGAAUACACGGAAGAAGAUGUAACUGGUGAGCUAAAGAAUGGGUCACCCAUCCUGUCUGCUAAUACGAUGCUCCCCUUUGAAUUCCCUGGACUCCGCAGUGAUAUUGAAGCCAUUGAACGUAGUGUCUUUGGGGGUAUCAGCCGUUUCUUCGGAGUCGCUGAUGAGAUGAGAAAUGAGUUUUCCCGUUUGCUGGAUGAUCCAUCAUUGUUCAGUGGGGCCUCGUCGUCAUCAAGGGAAAAUACCCAUUCAAGGCCGAAUUUUGAAGGAACCAAAGACAAAUCUAAACAACUCAGAGUCUGGAAAUUUUGAUCUUUCUGGACUGGCUAGGGAUGUCUAGUUCUGUCGGGUGUUAUUCAUGCACCUUCUAAUUUGUGUUAUCUAACAUGAAUCACUUUGAAACGGACAUGUUUUGUCUGCCAGUCUGGUAUGUGGUGAAGCGAGAAUCUCAUAAUCGAAUAAAUCUCAGCUGGAUUUUUGUACAGUA
Molecule: messenger RNA, 873 nt
Organism: Beta vulgaris subsp. vulgaris (sugar beet)
Lineage: Eukaryota; Viridiplantae; Streptophyta; Magnoliopsida; Caryophyllales; Amaranthaceae
Exons: 2
Coding region: 141-698 (185 amino acids)
Source: RefSeq, a predicted model, not a curated record